Messenger RNA from Psilocybe cubensis, 747 nucleotides. RefSeq lists its product as uncharacterized. Gene Ontology annotation, cellular component: nuclear envelope. Gene Ontology annotation, molecular function: phosphatidylcholine binding; choline-phosphate cytidylyltransferase activity. The transcript has 3 exons. Lineage: Eukaryota; Fungi; Basidiomycota; Agaricomycetes; Agaricales; Agrocybaceae. The record is from RefSeq and is a predicted model, not a curated record. Gene Ontology annotation, biological process: CDP-choline pathway. Bases 1 to 747 code for a protein of 248 amino acids.
AUGGAUUCGUCUAACGUUUUGAGUGACGACGAGUACGACGUUAUCUCCAACCCUGGAUCUAGGUCAUUAGAAUCCAGCAUUGCUGACUUUCACUUCGAAGCCCGUGAACCGCCGGCCUUUCGGGAUGCACAGGAACGAUUCGAAACGACGCGAUGGACUGCUAGUGAAAUUCAGUUAUAUGUUCGAAAAGGACUGGGCUUAUCGGACAGUAUUCAAGCCACUUCUUUUGACAACAAGAGAAUUCGUAUUUACGUGGAUGGCAUCUUCGAUGGCCUGGAUGUCAGUGACGCUCUUAAGUUACGGCAAGCUAAAUUAGCUUUUCCUUCAGUUCACCUUAUGGUUGGAGUCUUUUCAGACCAAGCUCUGCAAAUGCACAACCAUAGCAGCAACAGGCCAGAAAUCGAAAGGGCAGAGCUUGUCAGGCAUUGUCGAUGGAUAGACGAAGUUGUUAAGGAUGCGCCAUGGGAACUCACUCCUAAGUUCUUAACAGACAAAUCCAUUGAUUUUGUUGCUAUCGACGAGGGAACGUCUAUUGACCCAAACUGCGAUAAGGCCCGGGUGUUGGCGUACGACGAACUAAAGAAACAUGGUAAAAUCAUUAGGACGCGAAGGACCCUAGGACUUGCUCCUAAGCAAACCCAGGUUUCGUGUAAUCCUUCUGGUAGGGCAACUCCGACACUGUCGUCGAGUAGGACGGAUGCUCCAGACUUUAUAGGGCAUGUUGACAUUUAUGGGAUAGGGUACUAG